CCUCUGACCGAUCGAUCGACCGACCGACGGGGGGACGAUCUUUGCGUCUCGUUCACGAAAUCUCUCUCUCUCUGGAAUCUGCAACCCCUAAAACGAACGGUGAAACUGGGAACGAUGACAAGCUGAGGGUUUAUCAAAGAAAAAUAAGGCAUAUUUGUUCUCAACCAUGUCUGAUGAACACUCGAACGAACCCUUGCUACAGCUGAUCAAGAAAUUUGGAGGUUAUCUGUCUCUCAAAAUGUCUAAGCUCUUCCCCAUCUCGCUUCGCAAUCUGGAUUCACACUCUGUUGGGGCAGUAGCAGGCCUUGCUGUGGCGAUACUGUUUACUUGGAGAUUUUUGAGGUCGCCGAGUACACCUAGAAGGCCACCCAAACGGCAAGCUAACGCGCCUAGUUCUUCUAGUAUUAGCUCAAAUGCAAAUCUGACCCCAUCAGGAUUAGAGUCAUAUUUGGAAGAUUCGCAAACACAAGAUGUUGAUGACUUUUUUCAGCCUGUAAGGCCCACUCUAGGACAAGUAGUUAGGCAGAGAUUGAGUGAAGGAAGGAAGGUAACAUGCCGUUUGCUUGGGGUUAUCCUUGAGGAAACCACUCCAGAGGAACUUCAGAAACAUGCAACUGUCAAAUCUUCUGUCCUGGAAGUUCUGCUGGAAAUAACAAAAUGUUGUGAUCUAUAUCUAAUGGAAAGAGUACUGGAUGAUGAAAGUGAGAAAAGGGUUGUCCUUGCUCUGGAAGAUGCUGGAGUGUUUACAUCUGGAGGUUUGGUUAAGGACAAGGUUCUCUUUUGUAGUACAGAGAUUGGGCGAACAUCUUUUGUUCGACAACUUGAACCAGACUGGCACAUGGAAUCAAAUAUUGAAGUUGUCACCCAGCUAUCGCGAUUCAUCAAAUAUCAACUACACAUCGCACCUGGAAGAACGGAAAGAACUUCUUCUGCUAAUAUUUUCAGCUCUCUGUCUUUGGAACAGUUCUUCGGAUGUGGUUGAUGCAAAAAGAUGGUAAAUACUCAUUUUAAGAUAUAUUUCUAUGUUUUUUUUCUUCUGAGAAUUAGGUCAUUUUGCUUAGAAAUGCCUGUCUGUAAUUUAUAAUAACUACAUUAAGCAAAUGUUGUCGUGUUCUUUUGUAUUUGUUUUCAGCCUUUGAACAGAACUGAUCGAAACACAUUUCCUGUGUCUUCAUGCUAUUUAGGAAGUUUUUUGUUAACAAAGAAAUCGAUUGUAACAUAUUCAUAGACAAGAUGGUGUUUUUUCUUUAUUGCCUAUGGGGAAAAGGAGAUGUAAUUAAUUAUACUU
This is a messenger RNA of Impatiens glandulifera, 1288 nucleotides long. RefSeq names its product peroxisome biogenesis protein 22-like. Lineage: Eukaryota; Viridiplantae; Streptophyta; Magnoliopsida; Ericales; Balsaminaceae. Gene Ontology annotation, biological process: peroxisome organization. The coding region runs from base 167 to 982 and encodes 271 amino acids. The transcript has 8 exons. The record is from RefSeq and is a predicted model, not a curated record.